Grammomys surdaster is the source of this 786-nucleotide messenger RNA. Its product is annotated as basic proline-rich protein-like. The record is from RefSeq and is a predicted model, not a curated record. The transcript has 3 exons. NCBI's taxonomy places the organism in Eukaryota, Metazoa, Chordata, Mammalia, Rodentia, Muridae. Bases 1 to 786 code for a protein of 261 amino acids.
AUGAUCUUCGAGCCUGGCAAGCUCCCAUUUUCUCUGCAUCAAACUCUGCAGCCAUCUGGAAAGGAAAAGCCGGUUCCUCUCAUCAGGCUCCCGCAGCUGAAGCUACCCGGCCUCCGGCCACCUUGUGAGGAGCCUUCUCCUGCACCCAAAGGACCGGACACUUCCACAUGGGGGUUGGGGGAGCCGAGGAACUUCGGAUUGAAAGAGGCUAGUCCACGGAAACCAGCUUCCCAUUCGUCCCGGGCGCAGGCCCUUGGCCUACCAGGCGGCCUGAGGAGCCCGGCGCCGCCUCCGCCUCCUCCGCGGCGCCCGCAGCCGCCCCGCCGGUGCUGGCGCGCCCGUCCCCGUCCCCGCCCCCGCCGCCACCCCAGUCCCCGCCGCGCCCGCCACGGGGCUCCGUCAGCCCAUCGCCCGCUCGCGCCGCUGCUCACGCCGAGCCUGGCCCAGCGCCAGGGCGCACGGCCACCAGCCCGCCCCUUUCCCGCGCGGAGACCCGCCGCCCGCGGCGCCCGCUCCUCCGCAUGGUGCCCCGCACCGGAGCCUGGCGGGGUGGCCGCUCGAUCGCUUGCGAAGCAGGGACUGAGCGCGCGCCCGCUGGCGGGGCCUCCUUUCGCCACUGGAUCCCAGGACAACAAUGAGAUCUUCUGCCUCCCUAGCGCCCGAUCUGGCCAAGGACACCCCAAGUCACCCCCUGAGCCGCCUCCGGGCUUCUUUCCCAGUGCUCUUAGCCGCACCCGCAAGCUACGCAAAGUUAGCUCCGAGACCAGAGAGGUUGCGCGCCUCUGA